This is a messenger RNA of Talaromyces stipitatus ATCC 10500, 1784 nucleotides long. RefSeq names its product MFS transporter, putative. Bases 188 to 1636 code for a protein of 482 amino acids. The record is from RefSeq and is a predicted model, not a curated record. Gene Ontology annotation, cellular component: membrane. NCBI's taxonomy places the organism in Eukaryota, Fungi, Ascomycota, Eurotiomycetes, Eurotiales, Trichocomaceae. Gene Ontology annotation, biological process: transmembrane transport. The transcript is spliced from 8 exons. Gene Ontology annotation, molecular function: transmembrane transporter activity.
GGAAUUCUUGGUCUUUUUAAGCUCUAUUUUACCACUCUCACUCCCCUAUUUUUCGUCUUGUCUAUUUUUACUGUCCCGGGAAGUGUAAUAUAUCGCUUCCCGAAGUGUCUCUGCCAAAAGACGAACCGAAAGAACGCAGUAACAGCAGCAUCGCAUUCCCGAUCGAGAAGCCAACUUGGCCAUCACAAUGGAGAUAUCUUCACAAGAACAGGAAUUCAAAGGCCCUUCGUCGCCACCAGCGUUUAUCGAAACUGAGAACUCCCCUGAAGUCAAGAAAAUUCUUUUCAAGAUUGAUAUUAGAGUACUGCCCAUUCUCGCCUUAUUAUUCUUGUGCUCGUUUCUCGACCGUACCAAUGUCGGAAAUGCCAAGAUUGUCGGUCUCGAGGCUGAUACAGGCAUCACCGAUCACCAAUACGAUAUUGGACUGGCAGUUUUCUAUUUAUUUUAUGUGUGCAGUGAAUUACCGAGUAAUCUCGUGCUGAAGAAAGCAUCCCCGAGAAUAUGGCUUCCGUUCCUUACGAUCCUCUGGGGUAUAAUCACGAUGUGCCUUGGCUUUAUUCAUAGUUUUGGCUCGUUUGUUGCGGUUCGAGCAUUACUUGGUAUUGCUGAGGGAGGUCUAUUGCCAGGAAUGGUCUUGUAUCUGUCAUCUUUUUAUAAACGGUCAGAUCUUGCUCUUAGAAUUGGCUUGUUCUACACAGCAGCUUCUUUAUCUGGUGCCUUUGGUGGGUUGUUGGCUAGAGGAUUGAUUGAGAUCGGUCCUCGCGGCGGCCUUGAGGGAUGGAGAUGGAUUUUCAUAAUCGAGGGUUUAUUGACUGUCGUGUGUGGCAUCAUUGCUGCUCUCGGCCUACCUAACAAUAUUGCAACAGCCAGAUUCCUGACUCCUCUGGAACGUGAAAUUGCGCAGGAAAGAAUUCGCCAUGAUCGUCCCCGGGAUGACGGUACUAAUGUUGAACACGAGAACUUCAAAUGGUCCGAAGUGAUACGUGGAGUCACCGAUAUCAAAAUGUGGCUUUCGGCAUCUGCGUAUUUCGCUAUUCUUUCGGGGCUGUACUCUUUCGGUUUAUUUUUGCCCACCAUUAUCAAGGAUUCUGGAUUUACGACAAAUGCGAAUAAGGUGCAGUUGUGGUCUGUUAUUCCGUAUGCAGUUGCCACGGUAUUUACUGUUCUCGUCGCAUUUUUGUCUGACCAUCUUAAACUACGUGGCAUCGUGAUGCUCUUCACUCUGCCGUUUGCCAUCAUCGGCUACGCCGUCAUCGCCAAUACUUCCAACUCUCAGGUCGGAUACGGAAUGACCUUUCUCAUGUCUACGGGUUUGUAUGCAAGUGUCCCCUGCGUCCUGGUAUGGAACUCGAAUAAUUCGGCUGGCCAUUACAAACGUGCAACCACAUCAGCCAUGCAGCUUGCAAUUGCAAAUUGCGGCGGAUUUGUGGCGACGUUUAUCUACCCGUCAAAGGACGCGCCUCAUUACCAUAGAGGACAUACAGUGGUUUUGAGUCUGUUGGUGGCAGCUUGGUUUUUGAUUCUAUUCAACGUCCUCUACUGCCGCAAAGUCAACAAAGACAAGGCAAGUGGAAAGUACGACAAAUAUGUCGGAUAUAACGAUGACCGAGACCCGAAAUUCGUUUUCAUUCUGUGAGAUGUUUAUCGCGGUCAGUGUGUGCGAUUGUUCCAUAUCGGAAAGAAGUUAUAUAGGGAAAUGCCUGCUGUUGAGACACAUUUCAGGGCUAAGUGCAUCACGUGCGUUAUGGACUCUAUAUUAAGUAUAUUAAUGAAUCUGCAUUUUG